Molecule: messenger RNA, 572 nt
Organism: Alternaria postmessia
Lineage: Eukaryota; Fungi; Ascomycota; Dothideomycetes; Pleosporales; Pleosporaceae
Exons: 1
Source: RefSeq, a predicted model, not a curated record
CGUUCGAUGAGAAGAACCUCAUACUCUACGUCACAAUCUUCCAAAUCUUCCGUAUCUGGUUGAUACCGUUCUACUACGCGCCAGUGCGACUUACCACCGUUUUGUACCUCCGUCGGUCGGCCUCUCCGCCCACGUAUGCUUCCAUCGCCGCUUCUUCGUCCACAUCCUCUUCCGAAACCAAACCAAAUCACUCUCUACUCGCAGACGUGACCUCGCAGAACUCAACUUCACCAUCCAACACCUCGUCAAAACCCCUCUACCAUAUCUCCAAGCAAGACGAUCUGUACCAAGUCGACCAGUGGAUCCGCUUCAUUGCACCGGGCGCGUGGAUGUUGAUCUGGUUGUGGCAGGUCUGGGCGACGAUAUUCUGUGUUGCGGGUACGGUGCUACUUUGGCCUGUGACGUGGGUGGAGGAGAAUUGGGGGUGGGGUAGUGUAGGAGUAGGGGGGAAAGGAGUGGCGAAGAUGGAGGUUGAGAAGGCGGGGAGUAAAGAGAGUGAGGUUAGCGUUGAUGGGUUGGAGGAGAGUGAGGUUUUGGGGAGGAGUGGGUUGAGGGGACGGAUUGUGGGGUGA